GCUCUGCAAGAGAGGUGCAUAAUAUUGAUACUCGCGGGUUCUCGACGUCGUUGGUGCAAAAUCUCUGUUUAUCUCACCUAUGUUGACCGUGUACACUAGCUAAAUGGAUCAAGAGAAUGCCAAAUAAAGGAAAGAAAGAGAAGCAGGCUUCAAAGGCCGGGGGGAGUGCGAAGCAAGCGAAUAAAGAAAACGGCGACGGUUUAAGCGAUGAGGCAAAAGCGAAGUCUCAAGCCGCUACUCAUCCUCCCAGUCAAGCAGUGAAACUUAGACAAUAUGCAAAUGGCCCAUCGAUUAUGAGGAAGGAAAAGAGACAGAGUUCUUCGUCUUUCAACGUGAGCGACAAUCGGGAGAUAAUGAAAUUGCCUCCCCUGAAGGAUACAGCACCAAAUGAAAGAGAACAACUCUUUGUUCAAAAACUUCAGCAGUGUUGCAUUUUGUUCGACUUUGUGAUGGAUCCGCUAAGUGACCUCAAAUUCAAGGAAGUCAAAAGAGGGGCACUUAAUGAGAUUGUUGAUUUUAUCACUCACAACAAAAAUGUGAUCACAGAACCAAUUUAUCCUGAAGUAACUCGUAUGUUUGCUGUCAACACAUUCAGGACUCUUCCACCCCCAUCAAAUCCAAAUGGAGCAGAGUUUGAUCCUGAAGAAGAUGAACCAAGCUUAGAAGCUGCCUGGCCACAUCUUCAAAUUGUGUAUGAAUUAUUCCUGAGGUUUCUGGAGUCUCAGGAUUUUCAGCCAGCAUUGGCCAAGAAAUUUAUUGAUCAAAAAUUUGUUAUGCAGCUGCUUGAUCUUUUUGAUAGUGAAGAUCCAAGGGAACGAGAUUUCCUUAAGACAGUUCUCCACAGAAUAUAUGGCAAGUUCCUUGGACUCAGAGCAUAUAUCAGAAAACAUAUAAAUAAUAUAUUUUACCGAUUUAUAUAUGAAACUGAACAUCACAAUGGGAUUGCAGAGUUGCUGGAAAUUCUAGGGAGCAUCAUCAAUGGCUUUGCAGUUCCACUCAAAGAGGAACAUAAAUAUUUCCUUAUGAAAGUUCUUAUGCCUCUUCACAAGGUCAAAGCACUCAGUAUGUACCAUCCACAGUUGGCUUACUGCAUUGUACAAUUUUUGGAAAAGGAUCCCACACUCACCGAACCGGUGAUUGUGUCGCUUAUGAAGUUCUGGCCAAAGGUUCACAGUCCAAAAGAGGUUAUGUUUCUUAAUGAACUUGAAGAAAUUCUUGACGUCAUUGAGCCAUCAGAAUUUGCCAAAAUCCUUGAACCUCUCUUCCGCCAACUGGCAAAGUGUAUCUCAAGCCCACACUUUCAAGUUGCUGAGCGUGCAUUGUAUUACUGGAAUAACGAGUAUGUGAUGAGCUUGAUGAGUGAUAAUGCUGGUGUCAUAGUGCCCAUCAUGUUUCCUUCUCUUUACAAACACUCAAAGAACCACUGGAACAAGACAAUACAUGGUCUCAUAUACAAUGCUUUAAAGCUCUUUAUGGAGAUGAAUCAAAAGCUCUUUGAUGAAUGUACACAAAAAUAUAAACAAGAAAGACAGAGGGAAAAAGAGGAUCUCAAAAAGAGAGAGGAAGCGUGGCUAAAAAUUGAUGAACUAGCUCGGAAAAACCCUGAUUAUGUCAAGAUUGCCCGUCUAGCUGGUGUUGAUGAUGAGAGAGAUAGGGAGCUUAUGGACCAGGGUUGUGAGAUGGAAGGGGUAGAAGAUGGAGUGGUUGUUCUUCAAGGAGUCUCGAAAACGGAAUUUUCAUCAAAGAAACCAGGGAACAAAAAGUUUGUACGGCGGAAAUCUGAGCUUCCUCAUGACUCAUGUACUGUGAAGGCACUGUCAGACUAUAAUAGUCCAGAUGAAUACUUGGCCACAGCAGCAGAGGGGUAAAAUUUGUCCAUUUGUCUUCCCUCUUCCUCUUUUUCCCCCCUUCUCUCCCCUCCCCCCCCCCCUCCCAUCUGGGUGUGGCACAAUAGAACUCUUCUUAGUGGUUCAGAGUCGCUUACAGUGACUGAUUUACGGUUACACUAAAAAAUGUGUUGUUAUGUGUUUUAAGGUAAAAUGUAUAUAAUAACAUGGAAUUCAGGUAUUAGUAAAAUUGUGAAAAAUUCACUUCUCAGAAAACUACUUUGUGGAAAGAAGAAUGCUACAAGUUGAGAAAUCAUUUCUCAUAGUAGUGGGCUGGUCUGCAAACUGACAGCUUGAAAUGAGUUUCUCUAAAUAUUUAACUACACAGGAAAUUUGUUUCAGCAACCUUAAGAAGCACCUUUUAUUUGUUAAUCCCACAAAGUUUCUUGUUUUAGGGUCACUUUUUGGUCAAGAAAAUUAAUAAUGGUAGUAGGAGGUAGUGAAGUCCAAUUUGGUCUGUAAUCGUAUGAGUGAUUAACAAAAUGGUAUGACUGUGAAGCAGACGUCUGAUUUGUCAGUCACGAGCAUGAUUACAGACAGAAUUGAACAACACUAAGUCCAGUUGUCAAUUAAUCAUAACCAUUACAAUUUAAAAAAAACAACAAAAACAAAUACAUUUAGGACAGACAUCUCUGGGAGGGACAAUGUCUAGUGAGUAAAAUAGCUCUAUUUUGGAAAUUCCCCAGUUUUUUUUUUUCAGGAUAAGUGGUUGUUGCUAUGGUUAUUGUGAUCAGUUCUGUGAUUGGUGGAUUUAGCUGAGUGGACCUACAGUGAUUGGCUGCUUUAACUGUCUAAUUACAGGUGUCCAAUUACAGCCAACUGUCUGAUUACACUGUCUGAUCACAACUGUACAGAAUGAUUGGUGAAAAAUAAAGCAGCAAAUGCACCAAUCACAUUUGAGGAAAUUGUAAUGGUUGUAAUUAAGUGUGAAAUUUGGAAAAAAAGAAAAACCCAGACAUUUGCAUGGUUUGGUGAAAAACUAUCCCCAUUCAUAUCAAGGAUUUUAUGUACAACUAAUUAUAAUUGCAGCAUGUCAUCUCCCCUGUAAUAUGGCAAAUGCUUUAGUAAGUCAGGGGUGGGGAGGGAGCUUAUCAAAUCCUGGAACCUUCGGAGAGGUGGGUUUUUGGAGAGGGGGUCCUUUUAGAUGUGCAAGUUUUUCCAAUGAAGAGGCUUAUUUGAGAAUCGACUAGUGAGAGGGGGGAGGGGGAUUUGGAUAGAUAGAUCUUGAUGAAAACCCACCAAACACUCAAGUGAAAAUCUUAAAUUUUCAUCUGAACUGUUGCUCAGAUUUAAUGAAUAUUGUAUUCAGAAUGCAUUUCUUUGACCUGUGAUAUUUUGACUGGAGCCUUCAGAGGCCUUUGAAUUUAAGUAUAGUUUGUACUGAAAUGCUACAUAGCCCAAACAAAUGGCAAUGACUCCACUAUUUUCUAUUUUGUCAAAUAGAAGGGAGGGGGUUACUUUUUAGAGCAUUCACUAAGUUAGUUUCCUGUCACAGUUUGGUGACUGUGUCCUUGUGCAACUGUUUCCUCUUGGAGAGAGUUACACGUGACAAUUGUUAUUUAUUAUUUUUAUUAGCAAAAUAAUAACAAAAAGUUAAGAUAUUAUUUUACCAUUUGUAGAUGACUUAUUAUUUUGAAGAUAGCUGUACUUGAAACCAACCUAACUGUAAAAGCUUUAUUAAUCCAUCUCUUUACUUCUCUCUUUAAAGAUAUAUUUAUUUCAGAUCAACCAUACUUUGUGGUAAUUCGAGUCUUUCUGACAAGCAGACAAGCAUUAUUAUAUGAGAAGUGUCUUUUUGGCUGUAUGGCCAAUUUUAGCAAACAGUAAAGCUUUUGGAGGGUUACGAUCUCAAAGGAACACCUCUUUUUAGUGAACUUAGUAAAGCUUUUUCAGUUAAGUUGGUUAACCAUUUGUUAUCAGGUGGCAAGUCUGAAAUUUUUUAUAUGCUAUGUUUUUAAACAAUGUUUACUGAUCAGUAAGGGUUUUUAUCAACUCUCUUCCUCCCUCAUGUGACAGAAGAGGAAUUUCACUUGACGAGAAAAAGAGUGAGACCAAUUCAGAAAUCUUUUUCACCUUACUCAGAGCUCAUUUGUAAGAAGUGAGCAACGCACUGCUGAGAAUUGCUUUUCACAUUUUGUGAGUGAUUGGGUUAAGGGAGCUAUGAGCUUAAUUUUGAGUCGUUUUUGUUGAACGUGCUAAUUUACCUUCAGAGUGAUGUAAGAUAUUAAAAUGUAAGCAUGGCAAGAUGGAAACACCAAAAUGAAGAAAUUCAGCUUUAAAAGGAAUCAGGUUGACAAGGGUGGAGAGGAAUUUGGGCGAUAGUUCUUUUAACAAAGCUGUGGAAAAAUCUGUUUAAAUCUGUUUAGCUGUCAGUUUUAUUUGAUAAAAUGCCAAGAAAAUGAGUUGCAAAAUCUGCUUGGCCGUUAAAUACGGAUAAGUUACUCAGGAAAGGAAUAGACAUCACAGCUUAUGCACCUUGGAAUUCCCCAUGUUUGUCAUUUCAAUCUGAGACAGUCAUCUUGAUUUGCAGGCAUUUUUGUUGCUUUUUUGUUUUGUGCUACCUUAUUCGUAUUUUUCUGUUUUAAACAACUGAUAUUUUUUGGUUCCGUAUUAAAUGAAGGUAGUUUUUCAUCACCAAUAAAAAAGGGAACGCGACUAUAAUUAUUCCUACAAGGCUUCUGUACGACACGAUGUGUCCAACGGAAUGGGUGGGGUCGGUGGUGACGUUGUUGGGGGGCGGGGGGGUUGUAGGCGUGUUAUGAGCUAGUUUAAAGCAUUCAUAGUAACAUUCACUCUACCCGUUCGCGGUUUUUAAAACGUUGGUGCUUAUGAUCUGUAAUGUCUUGUAAAUACAGUAGAGGUUGUCGGGAACAUCUAUUGUCACGUAGUGAUGGGGUUUCUAAUGAGUUCUGCGAUGGCGCAUGGGAAAAGAAAGAGAAAAAAAGAAAGUCGUUCAUAAUGAUAUCGAUAUAAGGAUUUAACAUGCCUCGUGAUAGAUAGGUACAUGGAAGUUGUAGUAAAAUGUUGUUGAAACUUGA
This is a messenger RNA of Pocillopora verrucosa, 4924 nucleotides long. Its product is annotated as serine/threonine-protein phosphatase 2A 56 kDa regulatory subunit gamma isoform. Gene Ontology annotation, cellular component: nucleus; protein phosphatase type 2A complex; cytosol. Gene Ontology annotation, biological process: protein dephosphorylation; signal transduction. Gene Ontology annotation, molecular function: protein phosphatase activator activity. NCBI's taxonomy places the organism in Eukaryota, Metazoa, Cnidaria, Anthozoa, Scleractinia, Pocilloporidae. The record is from RefSeq and is a predicted model, not a curated record.